Anguilla rostrata (American eel) is the source of this 1600-nucleotide messenger RNA. RefSeq names its product plasmolipin (gene pllp). Gene Ontology annotation, molecular function: structural constituent of myelin sheath. The record is from RefSeq and is a predicted model, not a curated record. Gene Ontology annotation, biological process: myelination. NCBI's taxonomy places the organism in Eukaryota, Metazoa, Chordata, Actinopteri, Anguilliformes, Anguillidae. The coding region runs from base 352 to 882 and encodes 176 amino acids. Gene Ontology annotation, cellular component: membrane. The transcript is spliced from 4 exons.
AAACGCCCAGCGCAUAUAAAACCUUUCGAUGUGUCAGUGUGGAGUAGGCGUGUUUACGAGACAGAGAGCGAGAGGAGGUGAAAAGAGAGAGAGAGAGAGAGCGAGCGGUAGAGAGAGAGAGAGAGUGUGUGGUAUAAGGAGCUGCCGGGAGACACCUGUCGAACUGGAAAGAGGAGCCGCAGAGGUGACGGUGGCUGGAACCGCAGCGCAGCACUAAUCAUCUAUCGCCGCCCUUCCUCUCCACGCGCUUGUGUGGGCUCCAGCCGCCAGAAGUAACGACACCGCCCCCCCUUUUUUUUCGGAUUUCCCUUUUCUGCCUUUUUUUUUUUCUGAGGCGGGCGGUCCGGAGCCAUGGCGGACUUUCCGGCCAAGGUGAGCACGGAGACGAGCUCCCCCCCGCCCCAGGGCGGCGGGGACCGCAUCCAGGCGAUGGCGUCCCGGUACGUCACCAUGGACAUGGACUUCCUCAGGACCAUCCCAGCCGGCCUGAUGCUGGUGGAAAUUGUGUUGGGGCUGCUGGUGUGGGCCCUGAUUGCAGCCAGUGGCUAUGCCAACGUCCCGGCCUACGGCUGGGUGAUGUUCGUCAGCGUGAUCUUCUGGCUUCUCACCCUCUUCCUCUUCUUCGUACUCUUCUUCGGGGUUCGGAACAAGUUGGGCUUUCUGCCCUGGCCUCUGAUGCUGCUGGUCUUCAAUGCAACAGCAACGAUCCUCUACCUCUCAGCUUUCCUUGCCAAUGCCGCAUCUGUGUACAACAGCCACCAGGGGGCAGCAGCGUUCUUUGCCAUUGUGGUGACGUUGGCCUACGGCGCCAGCACCUUCUUUGCCUUCUUAUCUUGGAGGGGAGACGGGAGCAACGCCGCCAGCAGCACUGUCCCAGCAUAGGCACAUCAGACACCCCCCCCCCCCACAAAUGGACCAGCCACACCCCUCCUUCACCUCACAGUCCCGUCCCAAUUACCUACCUGUACCCCCCGCCCACCCUCAUGGACUCGUACGUGAAACAACCCGGGCGAAGAACUCCAGACGGAAUGAAGACGAGACAGUAAAGCGAAGACCCUUUUCGUUUAAAUGGCACGCGUCACUCCGGAAGUGUCACCAUGACCACGGAGGCGGGUACCGCUUGGGGACUGGAGACGGCUGUAGCCUGUCUAUUCGGGGGGGAUUUGCUAAUUAGCACUCUUCCUCAGCCAGGUGGUAGAGCUAAUUAGUGAAAUCAACUGGCUGAGCUCAUGGGUGGAAGAAACACCUGGCAGGACUUUUACUUACUGACCCCUGGACUUUCCACCUCCACAACAGACACAGACACAGAGACACACACACACAAACUAGUCAUGCACUACACAGACACUCUCUAACACACUAGACACAUACACCAAACUAUGCAUACAUGACACAGACACCGCCUUAUGCUGACACACGCAUUUUUUAAGCCUGUUCAGAGCUGUGACAGAGUGUGAUUAUCUUCGCUGCGUACGUGAGAAAAGGCUGAUGUUUUUGUAUUACUCAUUUUCAAAGACCGUAAAGCAAACUGAGCAACAACACUGUUGCUGGCAUUGUCCUUUAAUGUCUGUAUUAUUUAUAAACGACAGUGUGACAAAGA